Molecule: messenger RNA, 2553 nt
Organism: Manihot esculenta (cassava)
Lineage: Eukaryota; Viridiplantae; Streptophyta; Magnoliopsida; Malpighiales; Euphorbiaceae
Product: E3 ubiquitin-protein ligase RMA1H1
Exons: 2
Coding region: 1659-2396 (245 amino acids)
Biological process (GO): ubiquitin-dependent protein catabolic process
Cellular component (GO): endoplasmic reticulum
Molecular function (GO): ubiquitin-like protein conjugating enzyme binding; metal ion binding; ubiquitin protein ligase activity
Source: RefSeq, a predicted model, not a curated record
UCAACGGAAGACACGUUCCACCAUUGCCUUCUUAAGCCGUUUAACCGAUACAUCUCAUUUCUACUCCGCCGUCCUUUUCUCUCUUUUCUCUACCACCCAAUUCUCCGUUCAAGCUCCGACGGGCUUUCGAUCAUCCAAACCCAGAGGCGAUUCUUCUCAUUUAUUGAUUUUCCUUUUGUUUCAUUCUUUUUCGGUUGAUGCUGGCAUUCCCAAUUGAUGAUGACAACAGUGGCUGUUCCUUCUGGUUGUGUUAAAACAGUAAACAUGAAUAUGGUCUCUUGAAGGUUUGCCAAUUGCUAGAGUUGAAGUUCUAGGAAAGUGAUAAGGAGGGAAUCAACACGUAUGAGGAAACUGUUCCUAAAUUUUCUUAGGAUUCAUUUUUGUGCACUUGCACUUUAUCAUUAUGCAUGAUUUUUCAGCUUAUGCAGACAUAUUUUUCUCAAAUUUCUAAGUAUGGCUCACGUUCCAGAAUCCAGAUCCAGUGAAAUUACUUUGGAGAUGCAAGGAUACCGGAGCACAUUUUUCACAUAGUAUUAGUUCUUAAAACAACUGUCUCAGUUGUUAGAAUCACACGGUUCAAGAAAAAACCAUUUGCUUGAAAAUCUAAAUGUCAGGAUUUGUCUUCUAGAUUAGUCAGUGAGUGAUCAUUGCUUGGAUACUUCACAUCAUUUCUUCUAAUAAAUUUUUUUUUUUGUUUUUGCGUGUUGGACUUUGUCCUCCAAAUUUUAACCAAUGAAAUUGACAAUAAUUAUAUCAUUGUUUAAAUGAAAUAGAAGGCCUAUAUUGGAUUCCCUAAGCAAUCAAUUUUCUGAUUCAUUUGUUGUCACCAUCACUGUGCCUAAUUGAAGCUUGGGAGAAAUUUUCAUUUGGUUAAAAAGCUUAAUCAGCCUGCCUCCCUAUUUGUGGAAUUUAUUUCCUUUUAAUAAUUCAUUUUGUUAAAUCUUUUUACGCCUUUAUUUUAUAUCUAUUUUUCUUCCCUAAUAGAGAUCUAGAAUAUUUUGCUCUUGUAGAGGAUGCAAUUUUAGAAUGCUUUAAAGACUCACUGUUUAAAACACUAUAUCCUAGUCGGACUAAGAGAUCCUUACCAGAAAAGUCAAUGCAUUGUAAUUGUGUUGUAUUAGCAACAGAAUUAAGCCACAACUAAUGAAAUUUGCAAGUUUAAAAUGAAAAUCUAUAAAUAGAAGAAAUGAAAAAAAUACUUCAGAACUAGGACACGAUGUGUCACAUGUUACUAGUGCUGUAUUUCUUGCCAAUAUGUCGUUUUCAUUUGAUUAGAUAAUCAAAGUUGUUGAUUUCUGGUGUUCCUAAUUUAUUUAUCUAUUUGAUAGUUGAGUUUUAGUCUUUGGCCUUUUGUUGAAUAUUGAAUGGUGAGGUGGGACCUUUCAUUUGGACUUUUUGUGGUACCUAGUUUUUCCUUAUUGAAGCAACAUAAUGGCUUAGAACUUUAUGCAAUUCUUUGGGUAUUUGCCCUGUGAAGCUUUUAUAUGCAACUGAUAUAUUUACAUGUUCUAUAAUCUGUUCUUGCUGCUUUUCUUUCAAGCUUGGAGUUACAAAUCUUUUUUGUUUACAUGGUUGAUUUGUAAAUCUAAUAAAAUUUAGUAGCUAAUUUGUUUUUUUUUUCCUUCUAUCUCAAGAGUCAAAGGAAGUCGGUGCCUAAGAUGAGCUUCAGAGGCAGAUCUACGGACUUUGAGCAAUAUUUUGCCCGGGAAUGGAAAUCAGUUGCUGGCUCGGAAAGUUCUAGUGGUUGCUUUGAUUGCAAUAUCUGCUUUGACUUUGCACAUGAGCCAGUGGUCACCCUUUGUGGCCACUUGUACUGCUGGCCCUGUAUCUAUAAAUGGCUCCAUGUCCAGAGUGCCUCUCUUGCUUCUGAUGAGCACCCACAAUGCCCAGUCUGCAAAUCUGAUAUAUCUCACACCACCAUGGUCCCACUUUACGGCCGUGGUCAAUCUGCAGCUGAAGCUGAGAUCGAGGGGAAAGCACCCAAUCCGGACAUAGUCAUACCUCCUAGGCCAUCAGCUUAUGGUGCUCAAGCUUUGAUAUCUAAUAUACCCCCAACUGGUCAGCAGGCUCCAUCCCGUAAUCCUUAUCACAAUCAUAACUAUAAUCCUGAUCCAUACAGCAGGUUUGAAGAGGCUUCAUCAUCACCUCCUAUACUUAAUCUUGGAGGCACCACAGUGACUGGUUUCCACCACCCAUUUGUUGGGAUGUUUGGUGAGAUGGUUUAUGCCAGAGUUUUUGGAAACUCACAGAGACUGUACGCAUAUCCAAAUUCAUAUCACCUAAUGGGAAGUAGUAGCCCCAGGUUGAGAAGGCAGGAAAUGCAGGCAGACAAAUCAUUGAACAGAAUCUCAAUUUUCCUCUUCUGCUGCUUUCUUUUAUGUCUUAUUGUAUUCUGAAAGUAAAAUUUAGGCCAUUAGCCAUUGUGCGGUUUGUACACUUUGUAAAGAGAGGGCAACGGAUGUAAGGUUAUGAAACAUCAAUGGAAUGAGAUAUAAUAUAUAUAUAUAUAUAUACAUGCAGAAUGUUAGAAAUUUAACAUUAAAACAUUUGCCA